GUAGUUGAUUACAUUUAGUUAGGUGAGCCGUGGGGCCUCAGUUAUUGCGUGUUGCUGGUCAUUUUCCAGGCCCUCUGCCACGGAAGACACAGACGUUGGCUAGUGCGCGCCAUGGCUCUACGUAGCGCUUCGGGGCUUAGCCUUGGAGUCGGGCGGCUCUUGCCUUGCCUGAACGCGCAGCUCUCUCGGGAGCUGCAGGCUUUCGCUGCGCCCAGCCGCGAGGAGCAGCAGGGCGAUGUGUCUGCUAAGAGCCCCGCGCAGCUGCAGCAGUACGUGCGCGAGCACGCAAACGCCGCGACGUGCAACAAGCUUGGGCUUGGCUUUGCGGCACAGCUGCUCGGCACGGCCGCGCAGCAGCCCAGCACCUCCGCGGUGGCUGCCGCAACCGCUGCCAAGGCAAGCUGCGGCCCCGUGCUGCCCGCCCGGCCCACUCGCCGGCCCCUGCUACCCGGCAUGCACCGCACGCCCGGCUUCGCGCUGCCGAUGCAGCAGUCGGUCCGUGGCUACAACGCCUGGUCGCCGGCUCAGCGCUACUUCGUGGAGGGUGAUCACGUGGUGACGGCGGAGGCCUCCCGCACCUUCCAGUUCACUGGCCUGGACUCGGGCAGCUUCUACCCCUACGUGAUUGCCACCGUCAUCGCCACCGCCAUCUCCACCGUCUUCAUUGUCGCGCCCCUCGUGAUCGCGCCCAGCCGCGUGGACCUGGACAAGAGCUCCGCCUACGAGUGCGGCUUCGACGCCUUCGGCGAGGCCCGCCAGACGUUCAGCGUGUCGUUCUACCUGGUGUCCAUCAUGUACCUGCUGUUCGACAUCGAGAUCGCCUACCUGUUCCCCUACGCCAUGACGCACGCCAGCCUGCCCAUGUACUGGACCAUGAACCUCUUCCUGGCCAUCCUGGUGGCGGGCUUCGCCUACGAGUGGGGCAUGGGCGCGCUGGAGUGGCGCGAGUAAUGGGCGCGGAAAGAGGGAGAGGGGGAGGGUAGGGAGAGGAGAGGGCGGGCGGAGAAGGGUGGGCGAGCGGGAGGGGAAGAGCCCGCGAUGUGGGUCGGGUGGCUGGAGCCAUGGCUCCGCACCGGCGUGGCUGAGGCGUCAGGUGGCUGCGGCAGGCCCAGGCUGAUGGCGGAGUGCAGCAGGGGGGCAAGGCUCUGGAGUUGGUGGAGAUAGCGGUGGAGCCGGUGCAUUGAUGCAAGCAGCAGUGGCGGAAGGCGUGGAAGGCGCUGCUUGCAUGGUGGGCUGGGGCGCGGGAUUCCGUGUGCGCCAGGCUUCGCGGUAGCUUAUUCCAACACUUGUCUGAAUAGCUUAUUCUCUUAGAGCGUGUGGGUGCGGAUUGGCAGGUACUUUUGUGGUUCUUGAUGAGGAACUGGGCGGGGCGCUUGAAGCGGAGCGCGUUGAAGAUGGCGGCGGUGUGCUUAGGUGUGCCCUUGGGAUCACCAAGUCGUUUGGCGCAUCCUAUGCCAAGGCGUGUGCGGAUCCCCUGCGCCGGUGUUGAAGAGGAGGAUGAUAGGGAUAGCGUUAGAGGCUUAUAGUUAGUGGGCAGAUCGUGGUAGAAACGGGGUGACUUGAUCUGAGGAAGCACGUUGUAACUCUCGAUCGUG
This is a messenger RNA of Chlamydomonas reinhardtii, 1595 nucleotides long. RefSeq lists its product as uncharacterized. Gene Ontology annotation, cellular component: NADH dehydrogenase complex. Gene Ontology annotation, molecular function: NADH dehydrogenase (ubiquinone) activity. The record is from RefSeq and is a predicted model, not a curated record. The coding region runs from base 112 to 951 and encodes 279 amino acids. The transcript is spliced from 7 exons. NCBI's taxonomy places the organism in Eukaryota, Viridiplantae, Chlorophyta, Chlorophyceae, Chlamydomonadales, Chlamydomonadaceae.